This is a messenger RNA of Thermochaetoides thermophila DSM 1495, 1440 nucleotides long. RefSeq lists its product as uncharacterized. Bases 1 to 1440 code for a protein of 479 amino acids. The transcript is spliced from 4 exons. NCBI's taxonomy places the organism in Eukaryota, Fungi, Ascomycota, Sordariomycetes, Sordariales, Chaetomiaceae. Gene Ontology annotation, molecular function: oxidoreductase activity, acting on paired donors, with incorporation or reduction of molecular oxygen; heme binding; monooxygenase activity. The record is from RefSeq and is a predicted model, not a curated record.
AUGCGCUUGGUCGACUUGGCACUUCAGGUCCUAAUUUGCUUCCUCAUCAGCACCCUAUUCUGGUUUAUUGUUGAGUUCCGUCGGAGAAACGACCGCAAACGAGGCCCCGGCCCAACUCUUUUACCGGGUCUUGGCCGCGUCCACGACCUGCCUCUCCAGCAUACGUGGUUCAAGUUGAAGGAAUGGGGAGAUCGAUAUGCUGCCCGAGGAUAUUAUCGUGUGGACUUGCUAGACACUCGGUUUUUUGUUAUUACCGAUGAAAAGAUCGCUUAUGAGCUGGGCAUCUUGUACCAUGAAAGCAAGCGUUGGAUUGCUCGACUUAUGCGCAAUCCGGAUGCCUUCCAAUGGAGUCUUGAAGACAUGGCCUCCAAGGUCAUGUGCGCGCUCACAUGGGACGAUCCCAAUCAAAGUGAAACACUCAUCAGAAGUGCCUGGGCUCUGCUUCGCCAGAUGUCCCCUGCUGGCCCCAUCACGAAUGUGAUCCCGCAGCUGUGGAAACUUCCAUAUAUCAUCAAUCCAUGGAAACAGGCCGAACGCAAGCGUCACGACGAGCAGAUUGCUUGGUGGUUGGAAAGAUUAAAGGACUCUAAGGAAAAGUGGAAGAAAGGGGAGCUCCGCCAAUGCUGGACAUGCGAUUAUUUCGAGAUGACAGCCGCUGCCAAGCUUGAUCGCAAGAUGACCUUGAGUUGUGACUAUGAGGCUGCUUGCGUCUUGGGCAUGCUGGCCCUCGUUGGCAUCUUUACCGUGGCCGGCCCGCUCAACUACUGGCUUGUUGCCAUGGUAAACUUUCCCGAGUGGCAGCGUGCUGUUCAGAGGGAGGUCGAUACAGUCUGUCAGGGUUCCCUCCCCACCCUGGAAGAUAUCCCACGUCUGCCUAUCUUGCGGGCGUGCAUCAAGGAAACGAUGCGAUGGAGACCCAACGUUCCCACAGGAGUUGCUCACGAGGCUGAGGUAGACCAAGAGUGGGACGGGUGCGUCAUUACCAAGGGUACUCGUAUCUUGCCCCUUGACUAUGCGUUCCUCCGCAACCCUAUAAAGUUCCCUGAUCCGGAGUCUUUCCGGCCCGAGCGCUGGCUCGAGCCGGGCUGGCCAACUUAUCGGGAGCCCCUGACACAGUUUCCCACCAUCAGAGGAAUGACUACAUUUGGUUGGGGACAGCGUCAGUGUCUGGGCAUGUCUCUUACCCAGGACGAGAUGGUGGUUGCCUGCGGUGCUCUCGCCUGGGCUUUUCACUUGGAAUGCAAGGCUCAUCCUUUGACGGGCGAGGUCUUCCCCGUUCCAGACAAUAAGUGUAACUCUCUGCUUAUCGUCAAGCCCGAUCCGUUUCAGAUGGCCUUCACCCCCCGUAGUCAAGCCCGCCGACUUGAGGCCCUGCGGAUCUGGGAGUCCGCUAAUCGCCGAGAUUUAAAGGAACGAAAGGUUCGACUGGAGGAUACGUAA